Lactuca virosa is the source of this 399-nucleotide messenger RNA. The record is from the annotation of a GenBank genome assembly. Lineage: Eukaryota; Viridiplantae; Streptophyta; Magnoliopsida; Asterales; Asteraceae.
AUGUAUGGUCAACGUAAACGGGGGUAUGGUGUUGUUAGGUCGUCCUCUUCUGGAGCUGGACUUGCUUCUUCUUCGGCUCUUGCUGUUGCUCCUGUUUUUCGGCGUCCUCAGCUCUCUUCACGGAUGCGUUCUGCUGGUGUUCUUCUGAAUUAUGUUGAUUUUGGUGAUUGUGAUUGCAUAUGGUCGUUGUUGCAAGUCUGGGCUAAUGUUGAUGAGGAAAUAAACGAUGGUCGUGGUCCGUAUGUGUUUAAGGUUUCGGGACAGAUUAGUCAUAAAAUUGGUUCGUUCUGUCCUGAUCCUACGAAGGGGCCUAGGUUUCUUCAGUUGUAUCUCUUUGAUGCUGAUAAUGAGGUAUGCUUUGCCUUUGCCUGGAUCCUUGGGUUGCAUUGUUACUGGUGA